UUCCAGUAAGAUAAAAUGCCCGCUUUGAAGAGAUUAUUACUAUUACUCCCCACAAUAUUACAGAUAAAUUCUGAAAAACCCUUAUGAUUAUCAAGAUUUUUUUCCUUAAAUUUGCUUGUUUUUGAUUUCAUACUAGUUCAGAUUUCUGAUGUCUGUUGUACCUAGUUGCCAAAUCUACCAAACAAGCUUCUUGGAUUCAUUUCAGACCACAUCAUUAUCAAGAUUUAGUGGCUAUCCACUGCAAUUUGCAAGGUAUGGUUCAUCAAUUUCUUCGAAAAAACUUUACUUGAGUAUAACCCAGAAUUCAAUUAGCUCAAAUUCUGUUCCUGAAAGAAACCCACCCAGGAAUAAUUCUCAAAAGACUGCGUCUAAUGGUGGAUUGUCUAAUAAUGAGUGGAACGAAACCCACCAUUCAAAUACUAUAAAAAGACCUCAGGGUUAUAAAAAUAGUGGUGGGUUUUCAAGCGAAGAUGAUGAGAGUAAUACUAGCACAAGUACUGCUGGUAGUAGUACAAUGGAAAAAAUUGUAGAGAAACUGAAGAGAUUUGGAUACGUUGAUGAUUCUAGUGAGAGAGAGGGGAGGAGAGUGCCAGAGAGAAGUUCAGUAGAAGAUAUUUUUUAUAUUGAAGAAGGGACAAGAGGUGGGGCUUCUUCACAUACUCCUUUAGAUGUUGAGAAUUAUUUUGGUGGUAAUGGAGAUAUUAGAUUUCCAUGGGAAAAGCCUAUGAUAAAAGAAGUGGAGGGAAAUUCGGUUCGAAGUAAAAGUAGGACAUCCUUAGCUGAACUAACACUUCCUGAAUCAGAAUUGAGGAGGCUGAGGAAUUUAGCAGUUAAAACUAAGUCGAAGAUAAAAGUUGGAGGUGCUGGUGUUACUCAGGCUGUUGUGGAGAAGAUUCAUGAGAAAUGGAAGAGUUCAGAGAUUGUAAGGCUCAAAUGCGAGGGUCCUCCGGCGCUUAAUAUGAAAAGGUUGCAUGAGAUAUUAGAGAGGAAAACUGGUGGUUUGGUGAUCUGGCGUUCAGGCAGUUCUAUUUCUUUAUACAGGGGAGUGAGCUAUGAGCUUGCUUCGGAGCAUCACCAAAAAAGGAAAAUUCAGAGUCCUAGCAACAUUGACAAUAACUAUUAUGCACCAGUUGCUGAGGGUAAUACUAAGCAUCAGAUACAACGUGUCUCUAAUUUUAAUACCCAGUCGGGCAAAGUAUGUUCGGAAGUUGGUGAGAUAUCAACUGUCAACCCAGUGCCAGAAGUGAAGUAUGAACAUGAAAUUGACAAGAUAUUGGAUGGGUUGGGACCACGAUAUACAGAUUGGCCUGGACCCAAACCACUACCAGUAGAUGCUGAUUUGCUCCCAGGUGUUGUGCCUGGUUACAAACCACCUUACAGAAUACUUCCCUACGGGGUGAGAUCUAAUCUUGGACUUAAGGAAGGUACAGCCCUCCGACGGCUUGCCAGAGUCCUUCCUCCACAUUUCGCUGUAGGAAGAAGCAGGCAACACCAUGGACUGGCAAUGGCCAUGGUCAAGCUGUGGGAAAGUAGUUCGGUUGCAAAGAUUGCUCUGAAGCGAGGUGUGCAACUUACUACUAGUGAGAGAAUGGCUGAGGAUAUCAAGAAACUUACAGGAGGUACAAUGCUUACUAGAAACAAAGACUUCAUUGUGUUUUACCGAGGAAAGGAUUUCUUAACCCCAGACGUGACAGAAGCACUAUUAGAAAGAGAAAGAUUGGCGAAGGACUAUCAAGAUGAAGAGGAGCAAGCACGGUUGAGAGCCUCAUCGUUUUUCAUUCCUAUUACUGAUAAAACUUCAGGAUCUGGGGCCACUGGUACACUUGGUGAAACAUUAGAAGCUGAUGCCCGGUGGGGGAAGAGGCUAAAUGACACCGAAAGGGACAAAGUGUUACAAGAGGCAGAAGUAGCACGACAUGCAACCCUUGUUAGAAAGCUUGAUUCCAAGCUUCGUUUGGCUCAACGGAAGUUGGAUAAAGCUGAAAAAGCUUUAGCUAAGGUGGAGGAAUGCUUAAAGCCAGUAGAGCAACCAACUGAUCAAGAAAGCAUAAGUGACGAGGAGAGAUUUAUGUUCCGCAAACUCGGUUUAAGAAUGAAAGCGUUCCUACUCCUUGGGAGGCGAGGUGUCUUUGAUGGUACAGUGGAGAAUAUGCACCUACACUGGAAAUACAGGGAGCUUGUUAAGGUUAUGGCAAAGGCUAAAAAUUUUGAUCAGGUCAGAAGCUUAGCAUUAGCUUUAGAGGCUGAGAGUGGGGGUAUCUUGGUUUCAGUUGACAAAGUUUCAAAAGGGUACGCCAUAAUUGUCUUCCGAGGAAAAGACUAUCAUCGUCCUGCUACUUUGAGGCCUAAGAAUCUGUUGACGAAAAGGAAGGCUUUGGCACGCUCUAUUGAGCUUCAACGGCGCGAGGCACUCUAUAAUCAUAUUUCAGCUGUUCAGAGGAGGGUGGAUAUUCUCAGAUCAGAACUUAAUCAAAUGGAAACUGUGAAGGACCAUGGAGAUGAAGAGUUGUAUGCAAAACUUGAUUCAACAUACUCUACUGAAGACGAAGAUGAUGUGGAGGAGGGUGACGAUGCUUACCUUGAAACAUAUAGCAGUGUUCACAAUGAAGAGGACGAUGACUAUGACUAUAAUGAUGAAGAUGACGAGGGUGAUGAUGAUGACUGGGACUAUAAUGAUGAAGAUGAAGGUAAUAGGAUUGCCGAUGACUAACAAUCCUGGAGAUCAGGUUCUAAUGUGUCAAAACCGUACGCCUUUGUGGAGCCGAAUACAGACUAUGCAAGAACCCAUGAAGUCAACAACAGCAGUUUCGGUGACUUGGAGUAGUGAUUCGGUUAAAACUUGUAAAAUUUUUCUAAAAACCCUACAUAUAAAUGAACGGGGUAGAAUCUGACGAGUUCUAAAGUGUUUUAUCUGUAGAACUCACUUUGAUGUACAAAAAUAACAGAAGUUAAAUCUAUAUGACUAUGAAGAACAUAUUCUCGAAAA
Messenger RNA from Papaver somniferum (opium poppy), 2986 nucleotides. Its product is annotated as CRM-domain containing factor CFM3A, chloroplastic/mitochondrial-like. Lineage: Eukaryota; Viridiplantae; Streptophyta; Magnoliopsida; Ranunculales; Papaveraceae. Gene Ontology annotation, molecular function: mRNA binding. Gene Ontology annotation, biological process: RNA splicing, via transesterification reactions. The record is from RefSeq and is a predicted model, not a curated record. The coding region runs from base 149 to 2710 and encodes 853 amino acids. The transcript is spliced from 9 exons.